Setaria italica (foxtail millet) is the source of this 1555-nucleotide messenger RNA. RefSeq names its product phosphoglycerate kinase, cytosolic. NCBI's taxonomy places the organism in Eukaryota, Viridiplantae, Streptophyta, Magnoliopsida, Poales, Poaceae. The coding region runs from base 148 to 1353 and encodes 401 amino acids. The transcript has 7 exons. Gene Ontology annotation, biological process: glycolytic process; gluconeogenesis. The record is from RefSeq and is a predicted model, not a curated record. Gene Ontology annotation, cellular component: cytosol. Gene Ontology annotation, molecular function: ADP binding; phosphoglycerate kinase activity; ATP binding.
UUCCCCACCGCUAUAAAGAAAGUUUAGCACCUUCCCGUGCCUUCCUCGUAUCCAAAGCUCUGCUUCGGUUCUUCUUCUUCCCACCUCGCACCCAACCGAAUCACCCCCCCAAAAAUCCGAUAAGCUUUUUCCUGGGUUUAGGGAAGAAUGGCGAUCAAGAGGAGCGUGGGCACCCUGUCGGAGGCGGAUCUGAAGGGGAAGAAGGUGUUCCUCCGCGCCGACCUCAACGUGCCGCUGGACGACAACCAGAAGAUCACCGACGACAACCGCAUCCGGGCGUCCGUGCCCACCAUCAAGUUCUUGAUGGAGAAGGGCGCCAAGGUCAUCCUGGCCAGCCAUCUGGGACGUCCAAAAGGUGUCACUCCCAAGUACAGCUUGAAGCCUCUUGUCCCGCGCUUGUCUGAACUCCUUGGAGUUAAUGUUGUUAUGGCCAAUGACUGCAUCGGUGAGGAAGUUCAUAAGUUGGCUGCUUCUUUACCAGAUGGAGGUGUUCUGCUUUUAGAAAAUGUUAGGUUCUACAAGGAGGAAGAGAAGAAUGACCCUGAGUUUGCCAAGAAGCUGGCAUCUGUUGCUGAUCUCUAUGUAAACGAUGCCUUUGGUACGGCACACAGAGCCCAUGCUUCAACAGAGGGAGUUACCAAGUUUUUGAAGCCUGCUGUUGCUGGCUUCCUCAUGCAGAAGGAACUUGACUAUCUUGUUGGCGCUGUUGCCAACCCGAAGAAGCCGUUUGCUGCAAUUGUUGGUGGAUCAAAGGUGUCAACGAAGAUUGGGGUGAUUGAGUCUCUUUUGGGGAAGGUUGACAUCCUCAUCCUUGGUGGUGGUAUGAUCUUCACAUUUUACAAGGCUCAGGGAUACGCUGUAGGAAAAUCCCUUGUUGAGGAAGACAAGCUUGAACUGGCAACCUCACUUAUUGAAAAGGCAAAGUCAAAAGGCGUCUCUCUCUUGCUUCCCACUGAUGUUGUAGUGGCUGACAAGUUUGACGCAAAUGCUGAGAGCAAGAUUGUUCCUGCAUCUUCCAUCCCUGAUGGUUGGAUGGGCCUAGAUAUUGGCCCUGACUCCAUCAAGACUUUCAGCCAGACGUUGGACACCACCAAGACUGUCAUCUGGAAUGGUCCUAUGGGAGUUUUUGAGUUUGAGAAGUUUGCUGCUGGCACUGAUGCGAUUGCCAUGAAGUUGGCUGAACUCACUGCCAAAGGCGUGACAACCAUCAUUGGAGGUGGCGACUCCGUUGCUGCCGUCGAGAAGGCCGGGUUGGCGAACAAGAUGAGCCACAUUUCUACCGGCGGUGGUGCGAGUCUGGAGCUGUUGGAAGGCAAGACCCUCCCAGGUGUCCUUGCUCUUGACGACGCUUAGGCUGGUACUGCGGUAGUGUAAAUGCAAGUCCUCGUCUGCCAUCCAGGACUUCAUAGGCUUCUCUCUUGAGUUUUUGCUAUAGAUGAGCGGUGAAUAAAUUUGCCUUGCGUGGACAAGAGAGUUAUGCAGGGAACAAACGUAAAUGCUAUGGAUGUGCUCUAUUUUGCCGUAUGCUGAAGCCCUUUGCGCAUUUGUUUUAAAA